AUGUAUCGGCAAGUGGCCUUGCAUAAAGAUGACGUUUCCUAUCAGAGAAUCCUCUGGCGAGAGGAUAAGAGCCAACCUUUGAAGACCUUCGAUCUACUGACCAUAACAUAUGGUCUAGCAUCAUCCCCAUUUCUUGCUACCAUGCCACUGCGUCAACUAGCCAUUGAUGAACAAGAAAGCUAUCCAUUAGCUGCAAAGAUUGUGCAGAGAGCAUGCUAUAUGGACGAUAUUCUAACGGGAGCAAACACGUUGGAAGAAACUAUCCAGUUGAAGAACCAAGUCGUCAAACUACUCAAGAGAGGUUGUUUCAGUGUGCACAAAUUUGCUUCAAAUUGUAUCGAACUUCUGGCGGAUGUUCCUGAGGAGCAACGUGAAAGUGGCAUCGAAAUUGAAGAUCCAAGCAUCAACGUCAUUAUAAAAACGCUUGGUUUAACCGAACCUGCAACAACGAAAAGAGAAAUCCUGAGCCAAAUAGCAAAAAUCUUCGACCCGUUGGGCUUCGUGGGCCCGGCGGUUACUGCAGCUAAGCUGAUCCUGAGGGAGCUCUGGAAUCUGAAUCUUGACUGGGACCAACAGGUUCCGGAACAAAUUGGGCGAUUGUGGCGCGACUACUACAACCAACUGAAUUGUUUGAAUGGUGUUAGAUGGAUUCUCGGUGAACAAACAGCGGUUAUCGAGCUCCACGGAUUUGCGGACGCAUCGGAUUUGGCGUAUGGCGCCUGUCUCUACUCUCGUUUGAUACGUCACGAUGGAGUAGCCGAAAUGAAGCUGAUAUGUAGCAAAGCACGAAUUCUACCCCGCAAGACUGGCAAUCAUAAGCAAAUUACGACACCACGUGCCGAACUGAUGGCAGCUUAA
Uranotaenia lowii is the source of this 858-nucleotide messenger RNA. RefSeq lists its product as uncharacterized. Lineage: Eukaryota; Metazoa; Arthropoda; Insecta; Diptera; Culicidae. The coding region runs from base 1 to 858 and encodes 285 amino acids. The record is from RefSeq and is a predicted model, not a curated record. The transcript is spliced from 2 exons.